AUGCAUGCCAUUAGGACCCCAGCCAAAGGUAACGUAGGUCACGUGCAGUCACCUGGCACUUCAAAAGCCGCUGAAACCAAUGUUCGCAAGAGCAUAUCGGAAUGGGAAGGGACCAAGCGAGACUCUUCUAGCACCUCAGAGGGCAAAACGACGCAGGCAGGACCAGCAGAAGCUAAAUCGGCACAGAACACUAAGCAGCCAGCGCUGCGGAAGGUACUGAGCCCAAAAGCACCAAAUUACGCAAGCAGAACAGCGGAAGCGAAGGCCUGCCUCGUCAAAGGCAAAAUGAAUCUGAACAACUCCCGAAAUUUAAAAACAGAAAUUAAGAGCGAAGUGGCUGGAGCACUGGACCGAAUAUACCAGCUGGUUAAAGAGGCAGAGAUCGAACUCAAAAAAGAAAAAUCGAAAGAGAGGAACAGCGGAAGCCGAGAGGUGAUGCGGGAACUGUCUACCUCAGACACAACAUUUACACUAAGCCCAGACACGAAUGAACUGGCGACUAAAAUCGAGGAACAUACAAACCUGUUGCUGGAGAACACACAAAAAAUGGUAGAGCUUAGGGAAACGUUGGAAAAACAGAAGGAGACCCUAGAGAAGAUGUCAACACUGACCUAUGCCAGCGUGACCGCGACGCCAACCGCAGAAAUGAGCAUAAAGCAAGGCCCUGCGCGAAGCACGCUGCACUCAGUGGUGGUUACCUCCAGUGACGACAAAGAAACUGGCGAGGAAGUUCUCAGUAGGGUUAGGAAUGCGAUAGACGCUAAGGAAGGAUGGAUUCGGGUGGAAAAAAUAAGGAAGGCUAAAGACAGGAAAAUAAUAAUAGGGUUGGGUACGAAAGAAGACAGAGAAAAACUAAAAAACAAGCUGGUGAGAGACGGAGUAAACCUAAAUGUCGAGACGGUGAAAAAUAAAGAUCCACUCCUCAUCCUCAAAAAUGUAUUAAAUAUAAAUACAGACGAGGACAUACACAAGGCAAUGAGGAACCAGAAUAAGGAUGUUUUUCAGGGUCUCGACGAAAGGGAAGACCGUAUGGAAAUAAAAUACAAGAAAAAAUCAAGAAACCCUCAUACUGGUCAUAUAAUAAUUAGUGUCUCGCCGACCAUCUAUCAAAGAGCGAUGAGCAGAGGGUACGUACAUAUUGACCUGCAGCGUAUCAGGAUAGAGGACCAAUCCCCGCUCGUACAGUGCACCCGCUGCCUGGGUUUUGGGCACGGCAAGCGCUUUUGUGCUGAGCUUGCCGACCUCUGCAGCCACUGCGGAGGUCCUCACCUAAGAGCCGAGUGUGUGGAGUGGCUUUCAAAGGCCGUGCCGCCCAAGUGCUAUAACUGCACAAAGAGAAAAAGAUUGGCCACAAACGAGCUGUUCAUGGAAGCAGUGAAGCGUAAAAUUGAUAUAGCUCUACUGCAGGAGCCCUAUAUAGGUGGAGACAGGGUAAUGAAAGGUCAUGCAGGGAUGCGGAUAUUCCAAGGGACAGGUGAAGCAGAGGGUGUGGUGAAAUCGGCAAUAGUCGUAUUCGACAACGAAUUAAACGUCACACAAUACCCAGAACUCACUACCAACAACAUCGUGGUAGUGGGGAUCAACACCAGUGCAUGGAAGAUCACAGCUAUUUCCUUUUAUUUUGAACCUGACCAACCAGUAGAGCCCUAUAUGGCACAGCUUUCCAGAAUAAGAGAAGAGAUAGGUCCUGGCGGCUGGAUAAUCGGAGGUGAUACAAACGCCAAGAGCACGUGGUGGGGAAGUCCGGUCACUGACCACAAGGGGGAGGACCUGCAGAGUGCCCUUACUGAAAUGAACUUCGCCGUGCUGAACACAGGGAAAAUCCCGACGUUCGACACAGUAAGAGGUGGCAAACGUUACAGCAGCUACGUAGACAUCACUGCAUGCACAAUCGAAGUUCUGGACUUGGUGGACGACUGGAAAAUCGAAGAGGGCCUCACGAGCUCCGACCACAAUGGAAUACUCUUCAAUAUCUAUUUAGAAAAAUCAAAAGGAAUUAGAAUUGAAAGGACGACUAGACUAUUUAACACCAAAAAAGCAAAUUGGCCUGAGUUUUGUGAGAAACUCAGACAAUCCUUGCAAAACAACCAAAUAACAGGAACAGAAAUAGAAUCAAUACAUACAAUAGACCAAAUUGAAUAUACAGUAAACAAAAUAACAGAAGUAAUAACAGAAAUAUGCAACUUGACCAUAGCAAAAAAGAUAAAGAAAGAGUAUUUUACCUUACCGUGGUGGUCCAAAGAGCUCGAAGAGAUGAAGCGAAACGUUGCCACCAAGAAACGCAGGAUUCGAUGUGCAGCUCACGUACGGCGAACGAGGGUAGUUGAAGAGUACCUGCAAACAAAAGAAGAAUAUGAGAUCAGAGCAGCCAAAGCACAAACUGAAAGCUGGAAAGAAUUCUGUAAGAAACAAGACAAGGAAGGAAUAUGGGAAGGGAUCUACAGGGUAAUAGGGAGAGUGACAAAAAGAGUUGAGGAUUCGCUCCUGCAAAAGGAUGGGAAAACACUGACCGCACAAGAGUCCGUCGAGUUGCUGGCAGAGACUUUUUAUCCAGAAGACUCGAUCAGCAACGACGACGAACACCAUAGCAGUAUCCGGCAAAAGGCUUCCAGGGUGGAUGAUGGCGAACAAAAUGAACUUUGCGAACCAGCAUUCACAAUGGAAGAAAUAGAACGGGCAAGCGAGUCCUUCAGCUCUAAGAAGGCACCGGGGGCAGACGGCUUUACGGCAGAUAUCUGUUGUCAAGCUAUUAAAAGCAGCCCAGAGGUAUUCCUCACUUUACUUAAUAAAUGCCUGGAACAGAACUACUUUCCCAAAAUAUGGAAAAAGGCCACAGUGAUAGUGCUAAGGAAGCCUGGGAAGGAAAAUUACACCAACCCCAAGUCAUACAGGCCAAUCGGACUGCUCCCUAUCCUUGGAAAAAUAUACGAGAAGAUGCUGGUAGCUCGUCUGAAACAUCACCUAAUACCGAGAAUUAGCACGCGCCAAUAUGGAUUUAUGCCGCAGCGGAGUACUGAGGACUCCCUCUAUACACUCAUCGAGCAUAUCCGUAACAAAAUUGAUAGGAAGAAAAUUGUAACGUUGAUAUCGCUCGAUAUAGAGGGAGCCUUUGACAGCGCCUGGUGGCCUGCAAUUCGGGUGCGUCUGGCGGAGGUACAGUGCCCGAUCGGCUUAAGGCGAGUAAUGGCCAGCUAUCUAAGGGACAGGCAGGUCUCCGUGAGAUAUGCUGGAAAAACACACACUCAGAAAACCAGUAAAGGCUGCGUACAGGGAUCCGUGGCAGGGCCCAUCCUAUGGAACCUGCUAAUAGAUCCACUGUUGGGCAGCUUCGAACGGAGAGGGGACUACUGCCAGGCAUUCGCAGACGAUGUCGUGCUUGUGGUCGAUGGAGACACCGCAUUAGAGAUCGAAACGAAAGCUAAUGCUGCACUCAAACAUGCUCGGGAAUGGGGAGUCAGAAAUAAGCUCAAAUUCGCGGCACAUAAAACCAAGGCCAUUACAAUAACUAGGAAGCUUAAAUACGACACCCCAAGACUGAGCAUGGGAAGAGCCAGCAUCGAAAUGGUUAAAGAAAUAAAAAUGCUAGGUGUCACCAUUGACGACAAGUUGACUUUCAACAGCCACGUCUCGAAUGUCUGCCGCAAGGCUAUAAAUAUCUAUAAGAAACUGUCCAGAGCCGCGAAAGCCAGCUGGGGGCUCCACCCAGAGGUAAUUCGGACAAUUUAUAUGGCUGUCAUGGAGCCCGUUAUCUUAUAUGCGGCCAGCGUGUGGGCACCCGCGGUAAACAAGCUGGGUACCCAGAAACAGCUGGGAAUUGUGCAGAGAGGCAUAGCACAGAAGAUCUGCAGAGCAUAUCGUACAGUCUCUCUCCACUCAGCGCUCAUCCUGGCGGGUACGCUCCCCCUUGAUCUUAGAGUGCGAGAGGUCGCUGCACUGUACAGGGCCAGGAGGGGCUCAGCGGUUCCGGAACUGUGUGGCCGUGAGGUGGAGAAGAUGACGUCAGUGGCCGGGAUGCCACAUCCUGCAGAGUGCACUAGAAUAGGGGUUACCCGCUUGGUUGACCAAGACGAUGUCGAAAUGCAUAGUGCAUUCGACAUUCGAAUCUUUACAGAUGGUAGUAAAAUCAACCACGGAGUUGGGGCUGCGCUCUCAGUCUGGAACAGCGAGGCUGAAAUAAAAACUCGCAAACUCGUACUGCCCAGUUUCUGCACAGUUUACCAAGCGGAGCUCUUGGCGCUGUGCGUAGCAACUAAAGAGGCCAUGACCAUCAGAGCCAGAACGUUUGGUGUUUACAGCGACUCCAUGGCAGCUCUCCAAACUAUACAAAACUAUAGUUGCCUCCAUCCCCUGGCAGUGCAAGCCAGAGAAAACAUCAAACGCAUAUCUCGUGAAGGAAAAACCAUACGCUUGCACUGGAUCAAGGCACACGUAGGGUUGGAAGGCAAUGAAAGAGCAGAUGAGCUCGCCAAAGGGGCGGCUGUAGAUACCAAACGCAAACCGGAUUACGACCGAUGCCCGAUUGCAUACAUCAAGCGUGGUAUUCGUGCGGCCACGCUUGAUGAAUGGAACCGCAGGUACAAUUCCGGAGAAACGGCGUCAAUUACCAAACUGUUCUUCCCGGACGCGAAGGCGGCCUAUAAAAUUGUACGAAAACUUGUACCGACUUACCUGACUACGCAAAUCAUGACGGGGCACGGUGGAUUUUCCGAAUACCUUAGUCGCUUUAAGUGCAAGGAGAGUCCAUCGUGCAUCUGCGACCCAGCACAAUCAGAGACAAUACAACACUUGCUCUUGGUGUGUCCGAUACACGCAAUGGAGAGGGCCGCCCGCCGUGAGGCCAACGAACCUAUAAAAAACGGAGAGGUUGAGCAUCUGGAGCGCUCCCUUACCGAGGUGGGUCCCUCCGACCCCCUCAGAACAUGUGAUAUCGCCCAGAAAUUAGUGGCUGCGGUAGUGAAGAAGUCGGCCAAGGGCCUAAAGGGCGACUGCGUGCGGGCCCUAAAAUCGGCUACCUCCUCCCUGGAGGAGCAAAUGGCAAUUGCAGUAAGCCGCACCACGAAUGAUGAAACGGUGGGUCUACGAAAAACAGUGGACCUGCUGCACGCCCGACUGGCCCAAAUCAGUGCCGAAAACGAUCGCCUUCGGCAGGAGAACGGGCAGAUGAAGGUCGACAUGGCUGAGAUGCGCACGCUCGUGAACGACUUAGUCGAGAAGCAGUGCAACUCGGCCCCUGCAUCUACUCCGCUCGAGACAGAAGAGGCCAACGAGGCCGAGGAGUUGAGGCGGCGGCUCCUAAUACAGGAGGCACGCAGCUCGAACGUGGAGCCCAGGGCCGCCCGCCGUGAGGCCAACGAACGUAUAAAAAACGGAGAGGUUGAGCAUCUGGAGCGCUCCCUUACCGAGGUGGGUCCUUCCGACCCCCUCCGAACAUGUGACAUCGCCCAGAAAUUAGUGGCUGCGGUAGUUAAGAAAUCGGCCAAGGGCCUAAAGGGCGACUGCGUGCGGGCCCUAAAAUCGGCUACCUCUUCCCUGGAGGAGCAAAUGGCGAAUGCGGUAAGCCGCACCACCAACGAUGAAACGGUGGGUCUACGGGAAACAGUGGACCUGCUGCACGCCCGACUGGCCCAAAUGAGUGCCGAAAACGAUCGCCUUCGGCAGGAGAACGGGCAGAUGAAGGUCGACAUGGCUGAGAUGCGCACGCUCGUGAACGACUUAGUCGAGAAGCAGUGCAACUCGGCCCCUGCAUCUGCUCCGCUCGAAACAGAAGAGGCCAAUGAGGCCGAGGAGUUGAGGCGGCGGCUCCUAAUACAGGAGGCACGCAGCUCCAAAGUGGAGCGCGCGAGACCGCCCCUCGCUCACGAGAGAAAAGGAGAAGCCCCAACACCGGCACCCCGCAGGAUCGUGAAGACGACCACCACCUCUAACGCGGUAUCAAGGGCCACCAAAACAUAUGGCGGCCCCAAAACCAAAAUGGGCGACUGUGGCCGCUAG
Bombyx mori (domestic silkworm) is the source of this 5991-nucleotide messenger RNA. RefSeq lists its product as uncharacterized. Gene Ontology annotation, molecular function: RNA-DNA hybrid ribonuclease activity; nucleic acid binding. The record is from RefSeq and is a predicted model, not a curated record. NCBI's taxonomy places the organism in Eukaryota, Metazoa, Arthropoda, Insecta, Lepidoptera, Bombycidae. Bases 1 to 5991 code for a protein of 1996 amino acids. The transcript has 5 exons.